GAUGGGACACUGGCUGACACUCUCUAUAAGCAUGUACGCAUUUUGUGUUGGGUCAUGACCGGCCCUAAUAACCUUGAGAAGAAAGCUCGGCAUGUGAAAGCCACAUGGAGUCGCCACUGCAACAUUGUGGUCUUCAUAAGCUCUGUGGAUGACCCUGAUUUUCCUACGGUUGGCCUAAACACCAAGGAAGGUCGGGAUCAGCUGUACUGGAAAACCAUUCGUGCUUUCCACUACGUCAUGGACAAGCACGGGGACGAGGCAGACUGGUUUCUCAAAGCGGAUGACGACACUUACGUGAUCGUCGACAACCUGCGCUGGAUUCUGGCCAGCCACUCUCCAGAGGACCCGGUGUAUUUUGGCAGACGGUUUAAGCCAUACGUAAAACAGGGCUACAUGAGUGGUGGCGCAGGUUAUGUGCUAAGCAAAGAGGCCCUGAGGAGGUUUGUGGAAGGCUUUCGUACCAAAGUGUGCACUCACACUAGCUCAGUGGAGGACCUAGCUCUAGGUCAGUGUAUGGAGAAGGUAGGCGUUGUGGCAGGAGACUCCAGAGACACCUUACAAAGAGAGACAUUCCAUCCUUUCGUACCAGAGUCCCAUCUCACUGGCACAGUUUCUAAGACCUUCUGGUAUUGGAACUACUGUUAUUACCCCAUUGUGCAGGGCCCACAGUGUUGCUCAGACCUGGCCGUUUCUUUCCACUAUGUGGAUCCGUCACACAUGUACCUGCUGGAAUACUACACUUACCACUUGCGUGCCUUUGGCUACAAAUACCGCUAUCAGCCCCCUGAACCCAAUGUCAUACAAGACUUUAAUGCCCCAGACAAAGUGGAAACCGGAGACAUAGAGGAAAAGCUGGGGGUAGAUCAACAGGAAGGAGAAAAGAAAUCCCCCGAACUUAAUGAAAAGUUAUAGUAGCUUUUUGCAUAGGAAUUUUUAAAAAUAACAUUUAAAAUCUUCUUCCAAAAUAACUGUUUUUGGGGUGGCUUUACAUUUUUUGGAUAAUGUCUUCUAUAUUGUGCCACAGAAAUGUGUGCAUGACAUGUUUGUGUGAUUUAAUGAACUGCUACAGUUUGAGAGUCUGUUCCUCUCAAUAAUGUAUUUGUAUGUCAAUGUUUAAAUAUAUAUGACAGUGCAGAAUCGUAUGGUUAUGAGUGUAGGAGUCUGCCUUAACAGUAUAAUAACAUUGGAUAAUAUUUUGGGGCCACAAGCAAGGCUGCAUCUGCAUACAUUAUACUUGGCAUUCAGUUCUAUUUUUUUUCCUAUAUAUAUAAAAAUAGCAAUUGCGUGUUUGCUCUGCACUGUGUAAUCAUAAACACCACCAUGUAUGAUUUAACGGCAGUGACAUAAGUAAAAGAGGCCUUGAUUUUCCUUUAAUUUGCUC
Molecule: messenger RNA, 1381 nt
Organism: Sinocyclocheilus grahami
Lineage: Eukaryota; Metazoa; Chordata; Actinopteri; Cypriniformes; Cyprinidae
Product: glycoprotein-N-acetylgalactosamine 3-beta-galactosyltransferase 1-B-like
Exons: 2
Coding region: 55-912 (285 amino acids)
Cellular component (GO): membrane
Molecular function (GO): N-acetylgalactosaminide beta-1,3-galactosyltransferase activity
Source: RefSeq, a predicted model, not a curated record